AUGAAUGAAAUGUUUACUGCAGGGCAUCAUUUGACAUAUCAGUUCCUGGUGUUUCUCAUUGACGUCUCAUUGACGGUGAAGACCCAGAGGAGGUUGUGGAGGAGCAGAGAGGGAGAAGAUGUCGAGCCCCAGCUGCAGGAGGAGAGCGGACCAUAUGAAGAGGUGUACAAAGACUCCAGCACUUUCCUAAAGGUCUUUGUGCAGUGUAUGUCAUUGUAUCUUCAGGCUGAUCUAGACACAUUUGAUCUGAGAGAUUUGAAGUGUAAGUUUGAUGUGAUUCUGAUAGAGCCUCCUUUGGAGGAGUAAUACAGAGAUAUCCUUGCCAACAAGCGCUUCUGGACCUGGGACGAUAUCAUGAAGUUGAACAUAGAGGAAAUCUCAUCUAUUCGCUCUUUUGUAUUCCUGUGGUGUGGUUCAGGAGAACGCCUUGACCUCGGGAGAAUGUGUCUGAGGAAAUGGGGCUUCAGGUGGUGAGAAGACAUUUGUUGGAUCAAGACCAAUAAAAACAAUCCUGACAAGACCAAAACCCUAGACCCUAAGGUAGUGUUCCAGAGAACUGGGUAGUAAAGUAUAAUUCUAUCAUGUUAUAUAAUUUUACACUAUUGUUGUAAAAUAUUAUUAGCACAAAAAAGUUUGUGCUCAGUAAGAUUUAUUUUUGAAUGGCAUGUAUGGAUACUCUGAUUUAAUGUUAUGCAUCUUUUAGGUUGGCUGACUGUGGGCCCUAUGCUGACCAAUAGUAACUAUAAUGUUGAAGCUUAUGCUGCCCACUUCAGUGAACCCAACUCUUACUUGUCUGGUUGUACUGAAGAAAUCGAGAGACUCCGUCCCAAAUCCCCACCUCCUAAAUCGAAGGCAGAGAGAGGUGGGGGUGCACAGCGUGGAGGACGAGGUGGUCCUGCUGUGGGAAGAUGCGAUCGGGGUCAGGAGAGAAAUCGUCCAAACUUCUGUGGAGAGCAAGAUGGAUUUAGAGGCCACGGAGGCCCACAUCGCGGAUUCCCUCCCCAAUGA
Carassius gibelio (silver crucian carp) is the source of this 1008-nucleotide messenger RNA. RefSeq names its product methyltransferase 14, N6-adenosine-methyltransferase subun (gene mettl14). Gene Ontology annotation, cellular component: nucleus; RNA N6-methyladenosine methyltransferase complex. NCBI's taxonomy places the organism in Eukaryota, Metazoa, Chordata, Actinopteri, Cypriniformes, Cyprinidae. The record is from RefSeq and is a predicted model, not a curated record. Gene Ontology annotation, molecular function: mRNA binding.